AUUGAAGAACGAAAAGACAGUGAUGAUGAGAAGUCUGACAGAAACAAGCCCUGGUGGAGGAAACGCUUUGUGUCUGCCAUGCCCAAAGCACCUAUUCCAUUUAGAAAGAAAGAAAAACAAGAAAAGGACAAAGAUGACAUGGUGCCUGACAGAUACCCCAUACUUCAAGAUGAUCCCAACCCAAGGCUCAGUGCGCAGGCACAAGCUGCAGAGGACAUUCUAGACAAGUACAGGAAUGCAAUUAAGAGAACCAGUCCCAGUGAAGGAGCUAUAGUAAACUAUGAUGGUGCAGAGGCUAUUGGGGAUGGUGAGAGCAUGCAUGACUCUCCACGUGAUGAGGCUUUGCAAAACAUGUCUGCGGAUGAUCUCCCAGACUCUGCAAGUCAAGUAGCGCAGCCACAGAGUUCUGCUUUCUCCUAUAGGGAUGCAAAGAAGAAAUUGAGAUUGGCUCUUUGUUCAGCAGAUUCUGUUGCCUUCCCGAUGUUGACACAUUCAACAAGGAAUGGUCUACCAGAUCACACAGACCCUGAAGAUAAUGAAAUUGUGUGCUUCUUGAAAGUUCAGCUAGCUGAAGCUAUUAACCUGCAGGACAAGAACUUGAUGGCCCAGCUGCAGGAGACAAUGCGAUGUGUGAGCCGCUUUGAUAACAGGACCUGUCGAAAGCUGCUGGCAUCUAUUGCGGAGGACUACAGGAAAAGGGCUCCAUAUAUCGCUUAUUUAACUCGAUGUCGCCAAGGCCUGCAAUCGACACAAGCGCACUUGGAAAGGCUGUUGCAAAGAGUUCUGCGAGAUAAAGAGGUGGCCAACAGAUACUUCACCACAGUGUGUGUGAGGUUACUGCUGGAGAGCAAAGAGAAGAAAAUAAGGGAGUUUAUUCAAGAUUUCCAGAAACUCACAGCAGCAGAUGAUAAAACAGCCCAAGUGGAGGAUUUUCUUCAGUUUUUAUACGGGGCUAUGGCUCAGGAUGCCAUAUGGCAGAAUGCCAGCGAAGAACAGCUUCAGGAUGCACAGUUGGCUAUAGAACGCAGUGUGAUGAAUCGUAUUUUCAAACUUGCGUUCUACCCUAAUCAGGACGGAGAUAUUUUGCGUGACCAGGUCCUUCAUGAGCACAUACAGAGGUUGUCGAAAGUAGUGACUGCAAACCAUAAAGCCCUUCAGAUACCUGAGGUGUAUCUCCGGGAGGCACCAUGGCCAUCUGCACAGUCUGAAAUCCGCACGAUAAGCGCUUAUAAAACCCCCCGAGACAAAGUGCAGUGUAUCCUGCGAAUGUGUUCAACCAUCAUGAACCUGCUUAGUCUGGCAAAUGAAGAUUCAGUGCCUGGGGCAGAUGAUUUUGUUCCUGUUCUGGUAUUUGUCCUCAUAAAGGCAAAUCCACCUUGCUUGCUGUCCACUGUUCAGUACAUCAGUAGUUUCUAUGCCAGCUGUUUAUCUGGAGAAGAGUCGUACUGGUGGAUGCAGUUCACAGCAGCGGUUGAAUUCAUUAAAACAAUUGAUGAUCGCAAGUAGCUCAGUUGGCACGUGUAUGGGCAGACUGUGUGUCAGCAGAAGAAGAGUAUAUAAGAAUGUACAACAGCUGCAAAAGCUGAAGAGACUUUCCUUGUAUAAUACUGUACAGAAUUGAGGCAUUUUAAAACACACCUUUACUAAUCAAAUUAAUUUAACAGAUUUUCCUCUUCUCUUUUGGUUGUGUUUUUCUCCCCUAUAGAUACUGGCACUGCAAAAGGGACCACAGUUUUCAGGUAUUUUGGAAUCUCAAAACACACAGAAAAUUCUCCAUUGCUUUUUUCCACCACCUUUCUUGAAUUCUUACCCACGUGAAUGAUUCACUUCAUUUAAUUUCUAAUAGAAAACUGAAACAAGAAGAAUCAGGGCAACCACUUAGUAUACUUUCUAGCUUAAUACACCUUUUAUUGAUAAAACACCAGCCACACUGAAAGUUUGUAGUAGUUGACAUUAGUUAUCAGUUGUAUCUCACCUAAAUUUAAAAUCUGAGAGGACAGUGUAAAUAUUAUAUAACUAUAUUUAAUGCAUUGCAAUUAUCUUUGGACUCAUUAUCCUUUGAAUACACGAGCAAAAGCCUCUCUGACCUCUAACAGGUUGUGACACACUGUGUUUCGGUAGUGAAAGGACUUCCUUGAAAGGCUAAGAUUAAAAAAGGGCAAACUGAACUAUUUAUUAAAAUGUAAUUAAGAUUACUGAAAUUUCUAAAACUGGAAUUUAUAGUAGACAGGGCUUAUUAGUUAAACACUUUUUGGCUAGGGCAUUAGGGCGUUACAAGGGUUUGGAUAUAUAGAGGAGAGGGACUGUAAGUUACAAUAGAUAAGUCUAAUAUAAGAAAAGGAGAAAUAAAGUACCUUACUGUAAUAUUUUUUUCUGAAAUAUUGUGUAUACUGUACAAACCCCAAACAGAGAUCCUAACAGAAUCUUGGACUGUAAUAUAUAUUUUGAUUAGUGACAUUAAAUACAUAUGCCAGGGGUUUCAGUGAAUGUUUUUACUAAAUGUUCUUCGUGUUGUCUGCUAUGCAGCAGUGCAAGUUUUACUGUUCAUAUAAAAUAUUUUAAAAUAUAACACUGUUCUUUAUGAAACAUAUCAUGACAUCAGUUCAGGGUGUUUUAUAGAUUUCUCACCCCACCUUUCCCUUCAACUGACAAUUACUGAUCUAAGGAAGUUUUUAUGCACGCCACCACCUGGGUUUUCGUGAGUGGAACGGUCUGGGUGCUGGCCAGUCCUCAUUAUCUGUAAGUGUAUAAUCGCUCGCGGGUCUUUUUGAGCUGGAACCACAGUGGAAAAGGGCAGCGAGCAGUGAACUUUUCCGUGUCAGUAUUAUUUCUUGCUCUUCCCAGUGUUCAUUGCACUUCUGACAAAGGGAUGUGUUAGGACUUGGUG
Messenger RNA from Mesitornis unicolor (brown roatelo), 2887 nucleotides. RefSeq names its product GTPase-activating protein and VPS9 domain-containing protein 1-like. The record is from RefSeq and is a predicted model, not a curated record. Gene Ontology annotation, biological process: vesicle-mediated transport. Lineage: Eukaryota; Metazoa; Chordata; Aves; Mesitornithiformes; Mesitornithidae. The transcript has 11 exons. The annotation marks the transcript as partial. Gene Ontology annotation, molecular function: small GTPase binding; guanyl-nucleotide exchange factor activity. Gene Ontology annotation, cellular component: endocytic vesicle; cytosol.